Exophiala viscosa is the source of this 1931-nucleotide messenger RNA. RefSeq names its product amidohydrolase 3. The record is from RefSeq and is a predicted model, not a curated record. The coding region runs from base 210 to 1835 and encodes 541 amino acids. The transcript has a single exon. Gene Ontology annotation, molecular function: hydrolase activity, acting on carbon-nitrogen (but not peptide) bonds. NCBI's taxonomy places the organism in Eukaryota, Fungi, Ascomycota, Eurotiomycetes, Chaetothyriales, Herpotrichiellaceae.
CGCAAGAGUCGAUGAUUCGUCGAAAGCAAAUCUUGAAGGACCAGCUUCAGCAAUUCUAUGUGCAACACUGGUCUCUGGAACCUGGAGAUCUGCGUCGUGCAUGGAGUUAUAUGCUGGGGUAUCCUGCCAAUGUGUUGCCGCCAUGGACUCCUGAUUGAACCAGCAAGCACGAAUAGCGCAGAGAGAGAUUUUCUACGCCGGGCGCGAUCAUGACAACGAUUCUUCGUGGUGGUCGCUUGUUCACUGGCCCAACGGACUCUCAAUAUGAAGAACUCGAGAUUCAACACAAUUGCAUGGUAAUCAAAGACGACAUUAUCCUCCACAUUGGCGAUGAAAGCGAUCUUCCCGUUCUGCAGGCUCUUCAGGAUGGCGCCGAAGAAGUCGACUUGCAUGGGCAAUUGGUGCUCCCAGGCUUCAUCGACUCACACUGUCACAUCUCCAUGCUCGGACUAGCAUUGGGCAAACUGGACGUCCAGCACUGCAAGAAUAUCGACGACAUAAGAAGCUCGAUCAAGGUGUAUGCCAGUGCGAACCCUUCGUUGAAGCUCAUAAUGUGCCGAGGCUGGAUGCAAGACACGACUGAAGGAGUUACCUUAGCCAGUAUGCUCGACGACUUGGAUCCGCGCCCAAUACUGAUCGAGGCAAAUGAUGUCCAUUCAACAUGGUGCAACACGGCCGCUCUGGAUGCCAUGGGUGUUCAGGAUAUGCCUGAUCCUCUCGGAGGAGAGAUCUUACGAGAUAAGGAUGGCAAGGCUUCCGGGUUGAUGUUGGAAACUGCCUCUUUUCAAAUUGUCUGGCCCUACAUUGCCAGUCAACUAUCUCGAGAAGAUAAAAUUGAGAACGUGCUCAGAGCAAUGGACACAUAUGCCUCAUCAGGCUACACCGGCUUGAUCGACAUGGCAAUGGGAGAAGAGGACUGGGAAAUCCUCCAGUUUCUCAAAUCCGAGGGGAAGCUGCAUUGUCGCAUCGCAGCACAUUGGCUCGUCGAACCCAGGGCAACGACUGAGGACAAUAUUGCUCAAGUGGACCGAGCGGGCGAGCUGAAUAGACGGUUCAAUGCAGAAACGUCUCCAGACCUGCGCAUCCAAGGUAUCAAGCUGAUCUGUGACGGAGUCGUGGACUCUUGCACCGCAUCCUUGUGUCAGCCAUACACGUCCAACGGUAGUUCGUGUGAUCCGAUUUGGACAGCAGAUAUGCUUGGUCCAGUCCUUCAACGAGCUCAAUCGGCCGGCUUGCAGUGUGCAUUUCACGCUGUCGGCGACAAUACGGUGAAAGUGGUCAUCGACACGAUUGAAUUGUUUGGCAUAGCAGGACGGAGACAUCGCAUCGAGCAUAUGGAUUUGACCCGUGCUGAGGAUACACCUCGUUUAGGUAAGCUCGGUAUCACGGCGUCGAUUCAGCCAAUGCACUCCGACCCGGCCAUCUUUUUGGCUUGGCCGAAACUCGUGGGCGACAGCCGCUGCAAACGUGCUUUUGCAUACAAGGAGAUGGUUGAUGGCGGCGCUCCACUGGCGAUAGGGACUGAUGCUCCCACAGCGCCUUUCUCGGCGCUAAAGAAUCUGUACGUCGCGACAACACGGCGGUCCACGAUAAACCCAGAUUCAACCGAGACGAUCAACAAGAAUUUUGCCCUGCCUUUGGCCGCGGCUCUGACCGCAGCAACUAAGGGCGCGGCAUACUCUUGCUUUGCGGAGACAUGGAUGGGGCAGCUCCGACCGGGUCACAAAGCAGACUUUACUAUCAUCGACGCUCCGCUGAACCCUGAGGCUCUGCUCAAGGCUCGAGUAACGCAGACCUGGUUCGAUGCGGAAAAGGUUUUUGAACUGGAGGGGUAGCCUUUCUGGGCUGUAUGAACCGUGUUGUGUGCGCCACAAGAUGCCUCACAGAAUACUACCAAUAGCAGCAGCCAAGUGACCUCCGUCAUGAAACAA